This is a messenger RNA of Gadus chalcogrammus (walleye pollock), 2105 nucleotides long. RefSeq names its product thiamine transporter 2-like. Gene Ontology annotation, biological process: vitamin transport; transmembrane transport. The record is from RefSeq and is a predicted model, not a curated record. The transcript has 6 exons. Lineage: Eukaryota; Metazoa; Chordata; Actinopteri; Gadiformes; Gadidae. Gene Ontology annotation, cellular component: plasma membrane. Gene Ontology annotation, molecular function: vitamin transmembrane transporter activity. The coding region runs from base 106 to 1560 and encodes 484 amino acids.
GGCAAGAGGGGGAGAGCCAGAGAGAGAGAGAGAGAGAGAGAGAGAGAGAGAGAGAGAGAGAGAGAGAGAGAGAGAGAGAGAGAGAGAGAGAGAGAAAGAGACACAAUGGGGUUCUUCUGGUGGUGGAAGUGCCGUGAUGGACCUCGUACCGGGAACCCCCGUGGGCCCCAUGGCGCAGGCUGGGCGGGCCCCACCACGCUGCUCUGUGUCUACGGAUUCUGCUCCAUGAUGAGACCCAUCGAGCCCUUCAUGACAGAGUUCCUCUCGGGGCCCGACAAGAACUUCACCACCGGUCAGCUAACGCGCCAGGUGUACCCUGUGUUGACCUACUCCAACAUCCUCCUCCUGGUCCCAGUCCUCCUGGUGACCGACUGGCUGCGCUACAAGCCCGUCAUCGUCCUCCAGGCGCUCUGCAACCUGCUGUCCUUCCUGCUCCUCCUGCUGGGCCCGCGUGGGGACACCGCCUGGGCCCGCGGGGCCCUCUUCGUCUCCAGCCUGGGCUCGGUGGCCGACGUGGCCUACAUCUCCUACAUCUACAGCCUGGUGCCGCCGCAACGCUACCAGAGAGUCACGGGCUACGUGCGCGGCGCCUUGCUGCUGGGCUACGCGGCGGGCGCCACGCUGGGCCAGCUGCUGGUGUCCGUGUUCGCCGUGGCUCUGCGCCGCCUGUUCGCCGUGUCCGUGGCGUCGCUGGCCGCCGCCCUGGCCGUGGCGCUCUUCCUGCCCAUGCCCAAGAGGAGUCUGCGCGAGAGGGAGAUGCGGGGGGGCUCCGGUGCGGAUGCAGUUGCGGACGCGGAGGAAGACCCCGGCUGCUCCGUCGGACCCUGCAGGCAGGCGUGGGCGCGGUCACGGCGUGCGGUCCGCUGCGCAGGCAGGGCGUCGCAGAGGCUGGCGGCGGACUGCGUGGCGUGUUACUCCUCGGUGGCGGUGGCCUUCUUCUGUGUUUGGUUCGCUGCUGGGAGGUGUGGCUUCUACCAGGUGGCAAGCUACGUGCAGUUGCUGUGGCUUGAUCAGCAGCCGCAGCACAACUUCACGGCCUACAACGGAGCGGUGGACGCCCUAGCAACCCUUUCGGGAUCGGCUGCAUCCCUCGCAGUAGGCCACAUCUCUCUGGACUGGGCCCUGUGGGGAGAGGUCUUCCUCGGGGGUUUCACAGCCCUGAUUUCAGGGGCUCUGUUCCUGAUGAACCUGACUGAUAGUAUCUGGGUCUCCUACGUCUGCUAUGCCCUCUUCAAAGCGCUCUACAUGCAACUCAUAACCGUGUGCACCUUCCAGAUUGCCAAGUCUCUGAGGCUGGAACGCUACGCCUUGGUGUUUGGUCUGAACAGCUUCCUGGGGACUGUCCUCCAGACCGCCCUCACAGGUGUGGUGAUCAACACCAGGUCUCUGAGGCUCACCCUCUCCUCCCAGUUCUUGAUCUAUGCAGCCUUCUUUGGAGUGCUGGCACUGCUGUUCGUUGUUAGAGGUGUGUAUGUAGUCCUCCACACAAAGCACAGCUCCCAGGAGAACCAGGCGGAGAGAGACAACCAAUUACCAGAGGUCACACCUAGGCCAUUCUGAACCGUGACUGCAGCAAAAUGGAUUGCGUACAUUGAAUGGUACAGUUGAGCAAGAUAUCAGUGAAAGAAGAGAAACCGUGGAUCUAUGAGAGAAACGGGAUUGACUGUUGCCGGUGCUACAAAGAGAGUACAGGGUGUAAUAUCUGUAUAUGGACACUAGAGUUCAGUGGCAGCAUAACGUGGAAUAAAAUGGACUGCUCCAGGCUUGCUGUCGAGAACUGGCCUUUUUAUUGGGAGCCAACUUUCUAGUUUGACUGUUCUAGUGUUUUAUGAUAGAUGUUAUUUUCAGCUAUUUCAACAUGUCAGUUUAUACAGUAGUACAGUAGUGAUGUAAUGAUAGAUUAGUGGGUUUGUUUUGAAUGUUUAAAUACAAAUACAUUGAUACAUUUUAUGUGUUCAAUACAAAUGUAAUAUGGUACAUUAAAACAUAGAACUUGGUUUAUUUGCCUUAUGCUAUACAUUAAAUCCAUACUGAGUUGAUUGAUCUCCAAUAACAUUUUUGUACUUAAUUUUUUUUGUACAAGCUUGCUGGAGGAACAGAAGUAA